Argiope bruennichi is the source of this 2750-nucleotide messenger RNA. Its product is annotated as kyphoscoliosis peptidase-like. The transcript has 13 exons. NCBI's taxonomy places the organism in Eukaryota, Metazoa, Arthropoda, Arachnida, Araneae, Araneidae. The coding region runs from base 132 to 2543 and encodes 803 amino acids. The record is from RefSeq and is a predicted model, not a curated record.
GACUUAUCUAGACAAACACAAUGAGAUCAUCCGUUUCUCUACUCGGGACACAUUGCUGCUGGGAUACAACAUCACUUGGCACUUAAAUCUGACACUGCCUGGGACUAUUUACUUAGGAGUAGAUCCAGGUUAUGAAGGUGGGCGUGAUGGGUUGCGGUGGUAGCCGAGCGACUCGCCUGGUCUCCCCGCUCAGCAAGGCGGUCAUCACUUGGAACAGCUCGUCGCAGCAGCCAACGGCGCUGCAAAUCAAAGAAAGGUUACGUUUUAUGAGCACCAGGGAUGCUUCUGUUCAGGUUGGUACAGCUCCGUCUCUUGCUGAUAAAACUAUCCAAACGGAUGCUGUCCAUUUCACUGAAGAGGACUUAGAGACCCUACUAGAAGACGAUGCUGAAGAACCAGAGAUCACAGAUAAUGAGACGCAAACGAAUCUGGCUUCGAAUCCAAUUGGGGGAGAUAAUGUGAAGAGUGUACUCAUGCAAACAGAUAAUGAAAAGACUGGAAGUGUCAAAUACUUCCACAAGCGACAGUUAGUGGAUACACAUGAAUUUAACAUCAUUACGAUAGAUAUUGGUGUCCAAGCAGUAAAGCCUUUGAGUGACCAUUGUACACAGACAUCUGCUGUUCUCUUUUUACAGACAUACCGCAUUUCACUGAUGGAGUUCGAGAGCGCAGGGUGGAGGCUGGAUUAUACGUCGAAAUCUGGAAAGAAGCUAGGCAUCGUGGCCAAUAAACGUUUGUCGAAGAUGGCCGACUUCGAAUCCCAGACCGAUCCUGUUACGAGAGCUUUGGCAGCAAAUGCAGCCGGAAUUGAGCCAAACGUAUUUUCCCAAAUGGACAGCAUUUCUCCUAUUGCUCAUAUCCACAAAGAACUUGGGAAUACUGGAUUCAAGUCAUCUCAGGUAUCUAAAUCAGCCAUUCACGAAAGCAUAGCUCGGCUUCUGGAAGAUGUGGAAGAUUCUAUGCGCAGUGAUUCUGAAAUUGACGGUCGCUUCCUUGGAUAUAACGAGCCUUUAGUCGUGAAAUGCGAUGCAGGUAUCCAAACAGAUAAUGACCCUAUCACAGAUGAAGCACCAGAAUUCGCUGCCAGGCCUCCCCCUUGUAAGAAAAAGGAGAUGAUCCCCUGCAUGUCAAUCUUCAAAGAGACCGACAAACGAGCUUUGGAUGUUCCAGAAGCUGCAUUGGUUAAUAUACGAAGUCUUGUAAAGUACCUGACUGCUGAAUGCGAAAAUGAUAUACAUAAAAUCCGAGCUUUCUUCAGAUGGAUUGCGGAUAACAUUGUAUAUGACUGGAGGUAUAUGGAUAUAAAGCUUUCAGCGGAAGAAGUUUUCCAAAGACGUGAAGGUGUUUGCAAGGAUUACUGCAAACUGUUUUCUGAAAUGUGCAGGUUAUCUGGCAUCCGUGUUAAAACUCUAAAUGGUUUUGCUAAGGGAUAUGAUUAUCGUCCUGGACACCAGUUUGUGCCUGGAGAAGAUGUGACGCAUGCAUGGAAUGCUGUUUUCAUUUAUGGAGCAUGGCGUUUUAUCGACACGACAUGGGGAACAGGUUUCACAGACCACACUGGAAAGUUCCAACAGAAACUAAACGAACAUUUCUUUCUCACGGAUCCAGAUACAAUGAUCUGGACUCAUUAUCCUUACGAUGAGAUGGAAAAUAACUAUAGCAGAUGGCAGUUGCUAGAUGUGACAGUGAGUUUGGAGGAAUUUAACGCUUUGCCAAAAGUAACUCCAUACUUCUUCGAUUACAAUAUGAAAAUCAGAUCCAGACCACAAAAUCCCGUUGUGUUCAAGGUGCACAAGGAAGUGAAGAUUGCAGCCCAUGAACCCAUGCGCUGGAAAUACAAACUUUACGCAGCGGAUGAAAUUGAAAAUGCUUCAUUGAACAACUACGUCUUCUGUCAACUAAAAGAAGAUCGUUUAGUUGGUUCAUUUGCAGUAACGCCUCCUGUAGAAGGUCGUUAUUAUUUCAAAGUGUAUGCAAAGCCGGAGCACGAGAUGAAAGAAGAAACCAAUUUGCACAAUGUAGUAAUAUUUCUACUCGACUGCUUGGUAGCCAAGAAGUACAUUCAGCCUUAUCCACACAACGAAGUGCCCUGGGGUCCCACCCAGUGUUUCUAUGAUUACAAAAUGAAAAUGAUAAACCAAAGUGGACCCAUGAUAGUCACUUGGGGUGGCAAGCGCAAACUCAUUCUGGAAGUGAAAGAUGUUAUGCUCAUUACUUACCAACUCCUGGACGUUGAAGGGAUCGAAAUGGAUCCUAAAGAUACUGUACGCCGGGAGGACAAAGAAAACCGAGUUAAUUUCACCUUCACACCUCAACGCGUUGGUAUGUACAAGUUCCUUCUGUUUGGCAUGCCCAAACCCAAACAAAAGGGUAAAUGGCGCUUGCCCCUCUUAGCUUCAUACCUCAUAGACUGUAAAUUCACAAGACAACUGUACGAUGAAGACUUUCCUCCCCCGCAAGUCAAGGUUCCCGAAAAAGAAGAACAGAAACCGGACCCCCCCAAGAAAGAAAAGAAGAAGAUCAAGAUUGCUUUCCUCAGAUGAAAAGAAUGUAGACACGAAUGGCGAAUAUUUAUAUUUUUAUUACAUAUUUCAUUUCAUCAACAAAUCAUUAGCAGUAUCAUCAUUCCCUCUUUCUGUAAAUCCUUGAAGGGACUAAUAAUUUCUAAAAAAUUUAUAGUUUUUACUCAAAGAUCGUUUUACAUCGUUUAACUAGAUAGGAUCAAACUCCUCGUCUUAUUUUACAUUUUA